AUGGCAGGAGAUAGUUUCUUGUCUAAACCCCCCGUUUUCACAGGAAAAAACUACCAUGCAUGGUCUGUGAAAAUGGAAACUUACUUAGAAGCACAUGGACUAUGGGAAAUGUUGGAAAUUGAUGAAGUUCCAGCACUUCCUGAAGAUCCAACAAUUGCCCAAAUGAGAGAGUACAGGGAGGAAAAGAAGAAGAUGAAUAAGGCCAAGACUUGCAUUCACUCGGCACUAACAGAUGAAGUUUUUACAAAAAUCAUGACUUGUAAAACUGCAAAACAGGCAUGGGUUUUGUUGAAAAACGAAUAUGAAGGAAAUGACAGGACAAAAAGAAUGCAAGUCCUGAACUUGAAAAGGGAAUUUGAGAUGCAGAAGAUGAAGGAGAGAGAAUCAUUAAAAGAUUACUCUGAAAGAUUGAAGAAGGUGGUAAACAAAAUCAGAUUAUUGGGAGAAGAACUUCCUGAUGAUCGGGUUGUUGAGAAAAUAUUGGUUACUUUGCCGGAAAGAUUUGAAUCAAAAAUCUCUUCCCUUGAAGAGUCUAGAGAUUUGUCAGAAAUAUCUCUAGCAGACCUUCUUCAUGCACUUGAAGCUCAAGAACAAAGAAGGACCUACAGGAAUGAAAGUAAUAUUGAGGGAGCAUUCGAAGCAAAUGAGGUGAGUCAAAUCCAACCAAAAGGCAAAAACCAGCAGCAACCGUGGAAGAAGAAGGGAAGUCAAAAUGGAGCCAAUAGAGGAAAAUUCCCUCCUUGCCAGCAUUGUAAGAAAACCUCACGCUUGAAAAAUAUUGUUGGUUUAGACCUGAUGUGA
Ipomoea triloba (trilobed morning glory) is the source of this 801-nucleotide messenger RNA. RefSeq lists its product as uncharacterized. The transcript has a single exon. Lineage: Eukaryota; Viridiplantae; Streptophyta; Magnoliopsida; Solanales; Convolvulaceae. The record is from RefSeq and is a predicted model, not a curated record. The coding region runs from base 1 to 801 and encodes 266 amino acids.